Messenger RNA from Scophthalmus maximus (turbot), 4879 nucleotides. Its product is annotated as SLIT-ROBO Rho GTPase-activating protein 1-like. The record is from RefSeq and is a predicted model, not a curated record. The transcript has 24 exons. Bases 263 to 3589 code for a protein of 1108 amino acids. Gene Ontology annotation, biological process: signal transduction; negative regulation of cell migration. Lineage: Eukaryota; Metazoa; Chordata; Actinopteri; Pleuronectiformes; Scophthalmidae. Gene Ontology annotation, molecular function: protein binding. Gene Ontology annotation, cellular component: cytoplasm.
CCUGCUCCUCCUCCCCAUCCUCCUCCUCCUGCUCCUCCUCCCCCUCCUCCUCCUCCUGGUCCUCAGCGUGGAGGUGCGGGGCCGCUGCUGAUGCGUGUCGCUGCGGCACUGGAUGGAUGUAAACGAGCAUGUUCGCCGGUGAAGCCUCGGGCGCUGCUGCACGCGGACGGAGAUAAAAAAAAACGCGGGGCUUUAUUUUUUUUUUUAUAUAUUUGACUUAGUUUUUUUUUACCUGGCGGUCGGUCACCUGCGCUGCGGCGACAUGUCAAACUCCAACAAGAGCAAGAAGGACAAAGAAAUCCUGGCGGAGUACGAGAGUCAGGUGAAAGAUGUGCGGACGCAGCUGGUGGAGCAGCAGCGCUGCCUGGAGCAGCAGACGGAGAUGCGGGUGCAGCUGCUGCAGGACCUGCAGGACUUCUUCCGGAAGAAGUCGGAGAUCGAGACGGAGUACUCCCGGAACCUGGAGAAGCUCGCCGAGCGCUUCAUGGCCAAGACGCGCAGCACGAAGGACCACCAGCAGUACAAAAAGGAUCAGAACCUGCUUUCUCCGGUCAACUGCUGGUACCUGCUGCUCAACCAGGUGCGGAGGGAGAGUAAGGACCACGCCACCCUCAGCGACCUCUACCUGAACAACGUCAUCAGCCGCCUCACGCACAUCAGCGAGGACUCGGCGCGUCUGCUGAAGAGGAGUAAGGAGAUCAUCUUCCAGCUGCAGGAAGACCUCAUGAAGCUGCUGAACGAGCUUUACACCGUGAUGAAGACGUACCACAUGUACCACGCGGAGACGGUCAACGCCGAGACCAAGCUGCGGGAGGCGGAGCGCCAGGAGGGCCGCGUGAAGGGCCUGUCGGGGCCGGGCGGCGGGGUGGAGCCCGUGUUCGGCCUGCGGAUCGAGGAGCGCCACCAGCGGCGCAACGCCGCCCGCAAGAUGGAGAAGAUGCGGGAGAAGAGGAAGGCGAAGUACUCCGAGAACAAGCUGAAGGCUCUGAAGGCGAGGAACGAGUACCUGCUGACGCUGGAGGCCACCAACGCCUCCGUGUUCAAAUACUACAUCCACGACCUGCCGGACAUCAUCGACUGUUGUGACCUAGGGUACCACUCCAGUCUGAGCCGGGCCCUGAGGACGUACCUGUCGGCCGAGCUGAGCCUGGAGGCGUCCAGGCGCGCGGGGCUGGAGGUGCUGGAGGGGGCGGUGGAGGGCCUGGACCCGGCCCGCGACCGGCAGCGCCUGCUGGGCCUGUACCCCACCGCCUUCUGCCCGCCGCAGCGCUUCAGCUUCCAGGCCCACAUGGGCGACGCAGUGACCCAGAUCGCCUCGCAGCCUCAGCUCCAGGCCGAGCUCAACCUCCGGCUCACGCAGCUGCAGACGCGCCUGGCGUCGCUGAAGAUCGAGAACGAAGAGGUGAAGAAGACCUGGGGCGCCACCCUGACCACGCUGCAGGACAUGACGGUGCUGGAGGACUUCGACGUGUCCGGGAGCUUCACCCACAGCCCGUCCUCCGAGUCGGUCAAGUCCAGCGUGUCGGACGGAUACUUGAACAAGCCCAGUCUGGCCAAGCGACGGGCCAACCAGCACGAGACGGAGCUCUUCUACUUCAACAAGUUCCGCGAGUAUCUGGAGGGCAGUAAUCUCAUUUCCAAACUCCAGGCCAAACACGACAUCCUGAAGAAGGCCUUAGCAGAAGGUUAUAAAGCUGAACUGCUCACUACGAGUCGUGGGCGGAAGAAUUCCCACAGCAAACACCAGGAUUCAACCAAAGCCAUACCCUUGCUGGUGGAGAGCUGCAUCCGCUACAUCAACCUGCACGGUCUUCAGCAUCAAGGCAUAUUUCGGGUGUCAGGGUCCCAGGUGGAGGUCAACGAUAUCAAGAACUCCUUCGAGAGAGGAAACGACCCGCUGAUCGACGAGGAGAGCAGCCGCGACAUCAACUCAGUGGCCGGAGUGCUGAAGCUCUACUUCCGGGGUUUGGAGAACCCGCUGUUUCCCCAGGACCGGUUCAAUGACCUCCUCAACUGUGUUCGGAUAGAGAACCUGUACGAGCGAGCGCAGUGCGUCCGUAAGAUCCUGCUGGGCGUCCCGAGGGCGACGCUGGUGGUGAUGCGUUACCUGUUCGCCUUCCUCAACCACCUGUCCCAGUACAGCGACGAGAACAUGAUGGACGCGGGGAACCUGGCGAUCGUGUUCGGCCCGACGCUGCUGCCGACGCCCGACACGCUCGACCAGGUCGCCUGUCAGGCGCACGUGAACGAGGUGGUGAAGACGGUGAUCCUGCACCACGACAACAUCUUCCCCGACGUGAAGGACCUGCCGGGCCCCGUGUACGAGAAGUGCAUGACCGGAGACCAGUACUGCGAGAGUCCGUUCAGCGAGCCCGGAGCUCUGGAGGAGGCCGAGCCCGACGCUGGCACCGAGACCCAGACCAGCGACGAGGAGGGCGAGGCCGUGGAGGCGGUGGCGAGGUUCGACUACGUGGGCCGGUCGGGCCGCGAGCUGUCCUUCAAGAAGGGGGCGUCGCUGCAGCUCUUCCAGCGGGCGUCGCACGACUGGUGGGAGGGGCGUCACAACGGCAGCCGCGGCCUGGUGCCGCACCAGUACAUCGUGGUGAAGGACAGGGCCGACGUCAUGUCGGACACCAUGAGUCAGAAGGCCGACAGCGACGGCGGCGGCAGCAGCAGCACCGACGACAAGCGGUCGAGGAGCGAGCUGAGCUCCCCCACCGACGUCCGGCCCCCGGAGACCUACAACAGGUCCGUCAUCAAAGAUCUGAGGCGACUGAUCCGCGGAGACGACGCACUCCUUUCAAAUCACAGGAGGAAGCGAACCGACGGUCUGUUCCGCCGGAACCUCGGCCGCUCCAACGACAGCCACGGCAACGGCGGCGUGAUGGAGCGGAGCUCGCCGCCGGUGACGGGCCACUUCAGCCCCAGGGAGCUGCUGCUGGGGCGGGGCCAGGGCCUGACCCCGCCCCUCGACAGCCCCGAGCGCCGCCGGCGCUCCGCCGCCGCCGUCACUAUGACGGUGAGCCGGCACGACUCGCUGCGACGGCCCGAGGACACGCCCAUCCGACGCUCGAGCAGCGGGCAGCACGGGUUCGGCGACUCCCACCGGUCCCGAGCUCUUGACCCCGACAAGCUGGCACAGGACAUCGAGGAGACGGUGACCGUGGCGCUGGGCGAGCUGCGGCAGCUGGAGCGGCAGGGCUGCCGGCCGGCGCCCGACGUGGUGCUGGACACUCUGGAGCAGGUGAAGAACGGCCCCGUCACCACCGCCUGCUCCUCCGAGUCCCCCAGCCCCCACAGCACCCCCAGCACCCCGGGGACCCCCGGCACCCCGGGCACUCCGGGGACCCCGGGCACCCCGAGCCCCCUCAGUCCCCUGAGCCCCAUCAGCCCGCUCCCCGGACCUCCGCCCGGGCCUCCCCGACCGGCCAACCCCUCCCCGGACGCCCUGGGCUCCUUCAAGCCCGUGGCGGCCGCCCGCAUGGGGGCCCCGCUGAGGCCCCCGGCCCUGAGGCCCAAGCCUAUAGUCCCGCCGAAGAGCAGCACCCCGCCUCUGCCCCCGCCGCUGGACAAAUCCUGCACCAUGUGAGCCAAACCAGGCCGACGACAAAGGCCGAAUCAGGCCUAACCCGGGCCAAAACUGGGCCAGACGAGGAGAUCAGGGUACUGCUUAGUGUUUAUAAUCAACAAUGAGGGUAGAGACGGUAGGAAACAGAGGAAAAAAGGGUUUUAAUGUAGUAAUAAAAUAUAAUAUAUGACCUACGAUAUGAUAUGCCAUGAUAUUUGUGUGUUGUCAGGUUGGUGUGUAACUCUCUAGGUGUGUAGGAGUUUACUUUCUCCGUGUAUCGAAGCAUUUAUUAAAGGUUUAGCUGGAGGAGGGAGGAGGGAGGAGACGAGAGGGGACGUAAUUCAGCGCCGGUGAAAAGUGUAGUUCCAAGUGACGUGAAUGUUGGCUGUGCUGUCGUGACGAUGAAGACGAAGACGAAGACGAAGAGCCUGUCGCCGGGCAGGCUGCUGUUUUACUUAAAAAAAAGAAAAAACUCUUGCGAUCGGCUGCUGCGUCUGAGACGAGUGACUGGAGGAGGAGGAGGGGGACACGAACACUGGUUCAACGACGUCUGCGUGACCUUAUUUAUUUAUUUAUACGUGUUGUUUUUUUAAAAACUUUUUUCAAUCUCGGUUCAGCUGCUAAGUUCACUUUCACCUCAAACCACGAAGAAGAAAAAGAGGAAAAAGAAUUUUAAAAAACUGCCGCCUGAGGUCGUCAGCGACGCCAAAACUCACGUUACUUUGCCAAAACUGCUGUUUAAUGAAUGUUUCCAGUAUUUAAAAAACGACUGUUCAGCGAAUCUAUUGAAUGUUUUUGGCGGGAACGCUGUGAAGCUCGCUUAACUUUUUAUUGAAAAAAAACAACAGCCUUCUUGUGUUGGAGGGGGACGACCCCCGACCCCCGACCCCCUGACCCCAGGACGCAGCUUCAAACAGGGUGUGACGGUCGACCGGUGGACGGAGUUUUUCCUGGGAUGGGGGGGCGGAGUGGGUGUAUGAUUUUAUUCUUGUGUGUGUGUGUGUGUGUGUGUGUGUGUGUGUGUGUGUGUGUGUGUGUGUGUGUGUGUGUGUGUGUGUGUGUGUGUGUGUGUGUGUGUGUGUGUGUGUGUGUGUGUGUGUGUGUGUGUGUGUGUGUGGGUGUGUGUGGGUGUGUGUGUGUGUCCUGCUUCUUGCCUGCCCUUGUUCUGCUCCCUCGUGCAGUUAGCCCUAGAAUAGACAGUAGAUGAUAGAUAAUUCAUGGCUCCGAGAGCCAUAAACACGCGAGUGCAAGUCGGGGGGAGAAACAAGUGCAAAAAGCAUGGCACUUCCUGUACGUGUGUGUGUGUGUGUG